AUGGAGGCAACAGUAUGUUCUAAUAGUAGGCCUAAUGAAUUUCAUAAAUUUGAAUUAUUGGACUCUUGUGAUAGUGAUGGUAGCAAUGAAAGUGAAGAUGAAUUGGCAGAAGGUGAUGAAUUGGCAGAAAGCGAAGAUGAGAAUAUAGAAAUAUCUGAAUCAGAAAUUGAGUCACUAGCUGAAA
Molecule: messenger RNA, 184 nt
Organism: Racocetra fulgida
Lineage: Eukaryota; Fungi; Glomeromycota; Glomeromycetes; Diversisporales; Gigasporaceae
Source: the annotation of a GenBank genome assembly